AUGGAGGCAGCCUUGCGACAGCUGCUGUCAUGCGUCGACAGCGGCCGCCGCGACGCCGCCAGCGCGGCGCUCGUGAGGCUGCAGCACGCGUGCCGCGCAGCCGCAGAAACUGGCUGCGCCGCGGCGGUUGAGGUGCCCGGCGAGCGCUCCUUGGACCGACUGCUGCGGCACCUGUCCUUGGCCGGCGGCAGCGCGCGGGCGACCAAAGCGGACUUCAACACAUCCCUGACCGCCAACCGGGCGCUCCUGAUCCUGCUGAACGUGCGAGCAGUGGCGGACGCCUUUCUGACGGAGGGUCGCGUGGCCGCCCUGGUCGACACACUCGAGGCGCUCGAUGGCGGCGAGGAGGGCGGCAGCGGCGGCCGCGAGGGCAUCUCGGAAUUGCGGCUGUGGCUGCUGACCGCGAAUCUGGCAGCCGCGGCGCUGCACUUAGGUCUUCAACGCAACGGGCCCACGGGUGGCGACGUCGACGGCGGCGGCGGCCCCAUCAACCCCGCGCAGCUCGCCCUGGCUGGAGUCAUUGCGCGGCCGGCUGCCGUGCGCGUGCUUGUGCGGGCGGCGCACACGCAGCUGUCAUCAGAGCUGUCUGCAGGGGACCUUCUAUCGCCGCUUGAGCAGGCAUUCUUGGCUGCAGCUUUCUUGCGAGAGCGGGCUACGCCAGCCCCCCACGACACGCCGUCAGGGCCCUCGUCCUGCGCCGCUGACCUGUUUGCCGCAGCGCGCGCGGCGUGGCAGGGCGCCGACGCCAAUUGGCUCUGCGAGGCGCUGCCGCCGCUGCUGGCGAUGCGACUGGAGGAGGCCAGGCAGCGGCAAGGGACAGGGCCCGGCGGAGAGGCGCUUGAGCCGCACGCUGCUCUGUUCGUGGCCUUGCACUUGUGCGCCGUGGUCGGUCCCCUGAGCAGGGCCCUGUCUUUGCACGCGGCCGCCAUGCGCGCGGUCGCAGCGUGCAUUUGUCGGAGCGGAGACAUCCGCCUGGCCAGGUCAUCGUUGGUCAUCCUGACCGGCGCGCUCGACGCCUGGCCCUGGGGCCACGAGGGCGCCGGCACAGCGCUCGCGGCUUGCUGCCAACCCGACACUCUCGGGGAGCUGCUGCGCACAGCCGCCCUUCGCGGCACCCGCGGCGGCAGCGGGGUGGCGGCCGGCACGCCGGCGAACCAGGAGAUGUUUCCGACUGUAACGGAUGGUGGUUGUGCAGCGCAGCUGCUGGCAUCGAUCGCGGCCCACGAGGCGCUGUCCACGCGGCCAUCCAGCAUUGCUGCAGUGCCAGCGACCGCGGCUGCGGCGGUGGCGAGCCUGCGCAAUUGGCUAGAAGUGGACGGCGCGCAGAUGGCUUAUGGCAACAUGCCGCGACUCCAUCAAGUCUGUGUGAUGGUGCUCAGCGUUGUUGCUGGCGGCGGCGCCGAUGGCGACGCAUGGGCGGCCACGUUGUUGCGCCUCGGAGCGCGGCAGCUGCUGAUGCGCGCCGCGGCCGAGCUAGGGCCAAGGGCACCCGAGUGGUCGGCGGCCGCAUCAGCAGCACUUUACGCCGUCACACACGCAGCGCACGCAUCACAUCAGCAGCAGCAGCAGCAGCCUGCACAAGGCGGCACCACCAGCGGGCUUGAGGAAGGUGAGGAGGAGCAGGGCGCUGUCGCCGCCUUGGUGGAUGCUGGGGUUUACGCGGUCCCGCAACUGCUCUUGCUGGCGGCCCUGCGUCCCGGCUGGCGGUCCUGGCUGAUCCAGGAGCCAGACAUACUGGAGCUGCUGUCGGCCGUGGCGGCUGCCCCUGACCAGGGCGAGUACAGCCACAAGGCCCUCCGCACCCUCUGCCUGCUGGCUGCGGGCGCGGCGCCGUCGGAGCGCCUGCCAAACUUUGCGCGGGCUGUGCUGGAGGUGUGCAAUGAGCGGCCGGCGGACGUGUGGGCCGGAGUCCCUGAGCUGGACAGCGAUGGCGGGGCCGUGGAGGAGGUGUUGGGGUGCCUUGCGGGCUGCCAUGAGGCAGGCAGCAGUGUGGGUGAGCGCGCUGCCCUGGCUCUGACCCAGCUGAGGAUCGGCAAGCUUGGGUUGGUGCAGCCCCCAUCGCAACAGCAGCAGCAGCAGCAGGAGGAGGAGGAGCAAGACGUGCAGCAGCAACAGCAGCAGCACCAGCCGCGGCCACAGCCGCAACAGCACCAGCAGGAGGACAAGCCAAGCAUGCAGCAGGCGCCAAACACAGGACAUGCAGGGGCUAUGAGAACGGCGCGCCCACAUAGUGCAUGCGCUGUCUGCGGCAGGACGGCGCGAGAAGGCGCCAAACUGCGGCGCUGUGCCGGCUGUGGCCGUGUCACGGGGACGCGGUACUGCAGCCAGGAGUGCUGCAGGACGGACUGGGUGGUGAGGGGGCACCGCGCGGUGUGCGAGGCGGCGCGGCGGGGCCAGGAGCCGUGA
Molecule: messenger RNA, 2406 nt
Organism: Monoraphidium neglectum
Lineage: Eukaryota; Viridiplantae; Chlorophyta; Chlorophyceae; Sphaeropleales; Selenastraceae
Exons: 1
Coding region: 1-2406 (801 amino acids)
Source: RefSeq, a predicted model, not a curated record